CCAAGCAGCAUCCCCCGUGAAGAGAUGCUUGCACAAGCAUGUGGUGCUCAGGGAAAGGGAGUGGUUGUGGGAUGUGCUGGCGAGUUGUCUGACGAGGACUACCAUACGGUGACGGUGGCGCUGGCCUGCACGGUGGCGUGCGGAGAGGGAUGCGAGAGAGAGGCAGAGUGUAUGGCCAUCAAGGCAGAGAGGGAGGCAAAGGCAGAGGCAUUUGCCCAUCGACAGUGGUACAUGACCGAUGAAGGAAGGCAAGCUGUUAUGGCUGCUGCGGCUGACUCCAUCACCCCAGCUACCUACCUGUACUCAAAGGCCGUCGUCAAGGAGAGAGUUAGUGAGCUUAAGGCUCUGGCUGGCGUCGAUCGUCUCUUCUACGCCAUCAAGGCUAAUGCUCAUCCGGAUCUACUUCGUCUCAUGUAUGAUGAGGGUGUGUGCUUUGAGGUUGUCUCUCCUGGUGAGCUUGCUCAUGUGCUCGAGCUCUUCCCCGACCUGGCCUGUGUCCAUGACAAUGACGACGUGCCCUUCCGCAUCAUGUACACGCCCAACUUUGCUCCGCUUGAGGACUACGUCUCGGUCGUUGGUACGCCGGGCCUUUUGCUCACCAUCGACAACGCCUUUAUCCUCCGUAAGUGGGGCGCUGCGCUUGCUGGCGCUGACGUUAUGAUCCGCGUCGACACCGGCGAGGGCAAGGGCCACCACGACUUUGUCAAGACCUCGGGCAAGCACUCCAAGUUUGGUGUCCUCAUCUCCGAGUUGGCUGAGGCUGCCGAACUGGCGGCUGCCCACGGCAUCACUGUCCGUGGCCUUCACACCCACACUGGGUCUGGCAUCGGCGACACAACAACAUGGGCUGACAAUGCGGCCACGCUCGCCGCCGCCGCCGCAAACCACUUUCCGCACGCCACCAUUCUUGACGUCGGCGGUGGCUUCUCGGUCCCCUAUCACCCCUGGGUCGGCCCGCUGGACAUGGGCGGCAUCUCCGAUGCGCUCGCAUCGUUCAAGGCUGCGCAUCCGCAGUACACGCUCUUCAUUGAGCCCGGCCGGUACUACGUCGCUGAGGCUGGCGUCCUUGUCUCGACAGUGACCCAACUGAAGGACAAGGGUGAGGGCGUGCGGUAUCUCGGGACGUCGGCCGGCAUGCACGCUCUCAUCCGCCCCAUGCUCUACUCCUCGUACCACCACGUCGUCAACCUGACCGCGAUCGAGCGCGCAAGUGGCGCCCGCCCACCCGCCGCCUUUUUCAACGUUGUCGGCCCCAUUUGCGAGUCGGGCGACACCAUUGCCUACGGCCGCCCGCUGCCGGCAGACUCGCAGCCCGGCGAUGUGGUGGUUAUCGCCGGCGCCGGCGCUUACGGAUUCUCCAUGUCAUCCAACUACAACAUGCGACCGAUUGGCGAGAUCGUCAUCGAGUAAUCAGCUGUCCAGAGCUCGGUUUAGUUGUUCACUACGAGGCGCAUGACAACGUACCCAAACUACCGUUUCGUUAAGGUUAAAUGAGUUCAAAGCUGUCGU
This is a messenger RNA of Thecamonas trahens ATCC 50062, 1509 nucleotides long. RefSeq names its product diaminopimelate decarboxylase. The record is from RefSeq and is a predicted model, not a curated record. NCBI's taxonomy places the organism in Eukaryota, Apusomonadida, Apusomonadidae. The transcript has a single exon. Gene Ontology annotation, molecular function: diaminopimelate decarboxylase activity. The coding region runs from base 25 to 1410 and encodes 461 amino acids.